This is a messenger RNA of Trematomus bernacchii (emerald rockcod), 4844 nucleotides long. Its product is annotated as TSC22 domain family protein 1-like. Gene Ontology annotation, biological process: regulation of transcription by RNA polymerase II. Bases 1223 to 3550 code for a protein of 775 amino acids. Lineage: Eukaryota; Metazoa; Chordata; Actinopteri; Perciformes; Nototheniidae. The record is from RefSeq and is a predicted model, not a curated record. The transcript is spliced from 3 exons.
AAUGUUCGUUAUGUUUUAAAGUCUGUGGGAUUCACCAGUAGCUAACAAAUAAAUAAGGGAAAUAUUGUUGCUUAAAGCAGCUUCAAAGAUAUUAUUCAUAACGGUUUAGUUUAUAUAUAGUAGCACUUCCCAAACAGUGGGGUCCAAGAAAAAUAAAUCAACACAACCCAGAGGCCAGUGCUGCCUUCAUCGCUGUGUAAAUAUUGUAAAACGGACAUUCUGAUCAUGGACUUUUAGGACAACUGAUACAUCAUUUCGAAAAUGCCCACUUUAUAAUAGUAAGAUGGUUUGGAUAAAGAGGAGGGGUUAAAAUUAGAUUAUAGAUAUGUUUUUUUAAGGAAAACGACACGAUGUACUAGCUGUACUUGAAUACCUGGGUAGGCUAUGUACAUUCCGUUUUAACAGUGGAGCGUGAACGUUGCAAAGGUCUAAAGAAAUGGGCAGACAAGAGCAUGCGCAGUCGCAGUGUUUGCAUUCCUCCUCCCUCCUCUGAGACUGACAGCCCGUUAGCUGCUCACCGGCAAUGAUACAGCAAACACGGACUCAGUGAGACACAUCGAGAUGGACUUAGCGUGCACUUUUUACCACUACAAAGACGGAUACUAUUUAGACACCCUUGUCUAAUGACAACAUAAGGAGUUCAUUCAUCGCUAGGAUAUUUUUUGCUUCGUAAUAAAAGGAGACUCAACGUCCAGGGGAGGAAUUUGUGCGACGUCUGAUUUCCUGCGACAUACACCGGGCAGCUAAGAAGCUUUCACAUUCACUGUGAAGUAAAGCUAAACUAUUCUGAGCUACACUUAUUUAUGUGUGCUUUUGUGUGACACUAACUACAGCAGAAUAGUCCUGAUAAGUAUUGAGGAGAAACCAAGUUAUGGAAGACCGUGGCUAAUCGCUACUGGCGACCCAACAUAGCUCCAAGCUAACCUGCGGCUAGCUGCAUUUAACAUUCUUUGUUUAUUUAAUUUGCUGUGUUUUUAUCCUACUGAAGUUGGAUUAAUACGUUAUUUAGUAAGUGUAUCGCCGCUUAUAAGCUAGUAUUUCAGUGUAACUACAUCCUUGAACAUCUAGCUCGAUCUUUAAAGGACAUAAAUCAUCUGACUUCUCACUUAUGGCUCGUUAGUAUCGCGGUACUGCAGCUGACCCAGCUAGCUAGCAUCUGCUUUAGCUAGCAGGUAGCACCAACAGCCGUCAGCCAGCCUUUAGUCGCUCAUUGACGGUAAAGAUGCACCACCAGGACUUCUCUGCAGAACCGCCUGGGACCGGGAGCAGGAAGGCGGGUUUCCACUACAGGAGGGGUAGCAGCGGUGCGCCUGGCUCCCCCGCAGCCGGUAGCAGUGGCUCCAACACAGUCGACGACAAUCCCCCCCAGGCUGGAUCCAAUUCUCCUGGACUCCACCACCAGCCCCAGUCCCAAGCAUCCGGAGCUCAGGUAAAGAAGAAGAGUGGCUUCCAGAUCACAAGUGUCACCUCAGCGCAGAUCAACGUGAGCGGCAACAACAGUUUGGCAGAUGACACAGAGAGCUAUGAUGACAUGGAUGAGUCACACACUGAAGACCUCUCCUCCUCUGAUAUGCUGGAUGUUUCCGUGUCCAGGGCCACGGAUACAGGUGUCCCGGAGAGAAGCUCUUCUGAUGAGACACUCAACAGUCUCCAUGGGGUUGACACACCUGGAAUCGUGUCACCCAACGAGCCUCUUCACCCUCAUUCCGUCCCUCAGGGGUCUCAGCAGCACACCUCGAUGGUAAAUGGUACCAUGCACCAUCAUUUUUACCCUCAGCAGCCCAACCAUCAGCAAUCUGACAGCUUGGAAGGAAAUGAGCCCUCAUUGCCAGGCCUUCCCAUCGCUCCCUUGGCUAGCUCCAGCCCUGCUAUGGCUUCCAGAGUUGGGCCCAACCAGACGCACAGGCCACCCAUGUUGGAUAACAGUAAACCUGCAGGUGGGACGACUCAGCCCGCAGCCCCUAUUGUUGCUGGGACAGCCGCUGAUCCGCAUCUGCAAGGCAGUGUGAGCAUUUCUAAUGUGUCAGCUGGCACUGCUGCUGCAGUACCUGCAUCUGGGCCUGCAGGUUAUGACAACACUAAUGUGAAUGGGCAAGCAGCUUCUGCUGGAGCCCCAUCUGCUGCCCCCAACACUCAAACCCAGCACACCCAAACUCAAACGGCCACCGGCUCUCGUUUUAGGGUGGUCAAACUAGACACUAACUCUGAGCCAUUCCGCAAAGGAAGAUGGAUGUGUACAGAGUAUUAUGAAAAGGAGGUCCAUCCUGUAGCUGCAUCUGAGGCACCGAAAGGUGUAGAGGUGGCUGUAGAGACUGAGGCAGGUAAUGCCGGGAUAAAUCAGGGUGUACCUGCUGUACAGCCGCCCCACACUCUUCAGCCCUAUCAGACCCCGAGCCAGGACUUCACCAGUCCACAAGCGGUGCAGAGCCCGCCCCAGGCCCAAACCACUCCUCUGACCUAUGUUUCACCCCAGGAGGUUGUUGCUGGGCCCCACAUGCAGCAAGCUCCUGUCACUCUCCCUACAGCAACACCACAGGCUGGUGUAAAUCAGCCGCCCUCUGUGAUACCCCAGCAGCUGCCCUACACUGUCGAUCCCCACCAGGCUCCACCCCAGGGAGGUUACCCUGCACCCCAGUUCCAUGCUCCAGGAAGUGUGCGUCAGCCAGACUUUAUCCAGCCCACUGCGCCCUUCCAGACCCAGGUCCAGCCUCCUCCGCCACACGGUGCAGCGGGAAUCUCCAGCAACCCACUUCCACAUCCCCCGAUCAAUAUAUUCCAGCAGCUGUCCCAUCAUGGUCAGGUAGCCCCACCUACCCAGGCACCUUAUGCAGGACAGCCACAAACCCUCCCCACUCACCUGACACAGCCCCCUACUGCUACAAUCCCAGUAGCACCCAGCCACAGGACCCACUACAUGCCUUUGACUGCCCUGCAAGCUGACCUGCAGCCUCUCCUCACCCUGGGAGCCACCCUCAACCAGGGCCCCGGAGGAGGGGGCUCCUUUAGAACAUCGCAGCUGGAGGACGCCCAGAGGAUCCUGCUCCAGCACCAAGGCCUGCUGGGUCUGCCCCGGUUCGGGAUGACAGCAGGUGGAGACGGGGCUGCAGAGGCUGGAGGUGCUGCAGGAUCGCUGGCCCACAUGGGGAUGUCGGCGGAGGCGAGCGCCUUCAUGGUGGCUGCUGCUGCUGCAGGCCUCAGGACCCACCAUGCUGAAGGAGAGGAGGACAGCUCUUCCGGUGCAAGUGUGGUGGCCAUUGACAACAAGAUUGAACAAGCAAUGGACCUGGUGAAGAGCCACCUGAUGUACGCAGUGCGCGAGGAGGUGGAGGUGCUGAAGGAGCAGAUCAAGGAGCUGAUCGAGCGCAACACGCAGCUGGAGCAGGAGAACAACCUGCUGAAGAACCUGGCCAGCCCCGAGCAGAUGGCCCAGUUCCAGGCUCAGGUCCAGACCGGCUCCCCCACCGGCCCCGGGCAGCCCCUGGUGCCCCUCCCGGGCGGGACCCCGCUGCAGCCCCUCCCCCCCACACAGAGCUCCGGCACAUCCGCGUAACAGUGAACCAAUGCAGAGCCCCUAAAGGAUCAGAGAUGAGGGGAGGAAGAGGAGCUGUAGGAGGAGGAAGGAGCCUCGCCAUACUGUGAACCGACUUUAGCAUCGACACCGACUUUGCCACCGUCUCCAGCCGCGCACCGGGGGGGACGAACUUUCUUUUGUUGCACAUUUAAUUUAACCGAAAGAGCCGCACCGGUGACCGCUUUUUAUGACCGGAUUCAGACAAUCGUCUUCAUCGCCGUGAUGGCACAGCUGACAGGAAGUGACCGCCGUUUUUCUAGCGGAGGAAAGGAGCUAACGCAGGGCUCGGCCAAUCAGGAGGGAGCACGAAUCCCUCGCUCGUGAAAAGUGUGCCAUCGUCUUCACCCCCCCUCAACCCAGCACUCUCCAUCAGCACAUCAUUUCUCAGUGCUGCAAUCCAUGCACUUUUUUCAGACGGACUAUAAAGAUUCGUACCAUCUGGAAUGGGAACUUUUCUUUAUCUGAAGAUAUGUCGUCUGGGUUGGGUGGGGGGGUGUCUAAAGAAUUAUGAAAUAAAUAUAUAUAUAUAAGCUGCGCCUCAUUGUUUCACGUGCCCCGUCCCCCGCCCUCAGCGCACUCUCCCCCUUUCUUGGGUGGAGCGUUAACAUUAAGCAGGGAAUCAAACGUUUUUCUAGGGGAAGUUUUUGUCUGUUUUAUGUUUUUGUUGUUCUCAAUGUCCUAGUGAUGUAUUAAAAUAAUUAAAGGAGAGGCAAAUAAGUUUCUAGACGAUGAACUUUGUAAACAUUUCCAAUUAAACUCUGCCAAGUGCCUGGUUUCUAACCAUAGAUACAUAUAUACAAGCUUUUCUUAGUUGUUUUAUUCAACAUGUGUAUAUAUAUAUGUAAAUAUAUAUAUAUCUAUGGUUUGCCAGGUUUUGAACUACCUGUGAUGUCAUUACUCAGGGUGGCAACACGAGGACUUUUACCUCGACACUAAAUGCUGUCUCUGCAGUGACACACAGCCUCGUACUGUAUGUGAACUCUCCUCGCCGACGCUUAUCGCUCUAAUGAUCUGGACUCUUUACCGUUUUGGAGACAAGUGAUAAUGUAUUCUUUUUUUUGACAAUGGUUUAUUUUUUCUUUGGUCUUUUGUACAGCCGAGUGUUUUGAGUUGCUCGUUGUGCAACUGGAGCGCUGAACACAAUGAGAAAAAAGGAAAAUGCCUAGCCGUAUGUGGAUAUUUGUGCAUGUUCCUCAGCCCAUCACAAAUGUGACGUUACAAUUGCACUAGACAGUUGCACCUCAAAUAAAAAGUGAAAACAAAAAAGUAAAAA